This is a messenger RNA of Colletotrichum orchidophilum, 4560 nucleotides long. Its product is annotated as ABC transporter. Gene Ontology annotation, molecular function: ABC-type peptide transporter activity; ATP binding; ATP hydrolysis activity. Lineage: Eukaryota; Fungi; Ascomycota; Sordariomycetes; Glomerellales; Glomerellaceae. Bases 1 to 4560 code for a protein of 1519 amino acids. The transcript is spliced from 4 exons. Gene Ontology annotation, biological process: transmembrane transport. The record is from RefSeq and is a predicted model, not a curated record. Gene Ontology annotation, cellular component: fungal-type vacuole; membrane.
AUGAUGGAACUCGUACCCGAGCGAGUCUUUGCGCUCGCAACCGCAGCACAACUGCGGUCCCAGACCUUGCUGGCGACUGCUCAGAGCCACACAGAGCUCGCCUGGAUCAACGACGUGACCCAACUCGCUGACUCGGGGUACCCCCAAGCCCUCGUCCUCCUCCUCUCCGCGCUCUGGACCGUCUCACGCCUGAUCCGCCGCCGCACCAAGCCCUCAUCAUCUCAUCCCGCUAUCACCGUUCGCGCCGCGUCCAUCAGAUGGCCCUGGGAACUUCUCGCCCAGCUCGCCCGCGCCGCCGCCCUGGCCUUCCUUGCCGUCGCCGCCGCCCGCGGCCAGUCGUCAUGGCUCAACACCCUCGCCGUGGCCUAUGCCUUCGUCCUUGGCCUCUCGAGGCUCGUCAACGACCUCGAGUGGCGGCACGUCGCCCUGCACCAGGUCAACUUCGUCCUCGGCCUCGAGCUACUCAUCUUCGCCGCCUCCUCCGCCCUGCCGUGCAUCGAGGCCUCGUCCGAGUGCGCUGUCGCGGCGCCGGUCAAGGGCGGCCUCACGAGCUUGGUUGCCGCCGUAGUUAUCUCCAUCAUCACUCCCAGGGAGUGGGUUCCCCCCUCGCUCACAAGCGACGUGCCUGGGGGCUAUGAGGCCCGCGGACCCGCGCCGGAGGAGACGUGCAGCUGGGCCAAUUAUUACUUGACCUUUGCGUGGCUCACGCCCGUCAUGUGGAAGGGCGCCCGCAGCGAGGUCGUCCUCGACGACUUGCCCCAGCUGCCCUGGUACGACGAGCCGCUGCUGCUUCUCGAGAGGAUCAAGAAGGCCAGGGCCAAAGGCGUGACGACGACGUGGACGCUCUUUUAUCUUCUGCGGAAGGAGGUCAACCUCAUGGCCUUUUACAUCUCCUCGGCGUACGCCUCCGAGCUUAUCGCCCCGUACGGCCUGUACCACCUUCUUGGGUACCUCGCGGAUCCCCAAGGCGCCCUCAUUAAACCAUGGCUCUGGCUCGUGCUCAUGUUCUGCGGUCCCCUGACGCGCUCAGUCCUGUUCCAGCAGUAUAUCUUCACGUCGACCCGCCUGGUCGUCCGCCUGCGGUCCGCCCUGACGCAGGAGCUAUACCAUCGCGCCAUGGAGUCCAUGGAGCUCGAGGAGGACAUUUUCGCGCCCAAGACCGAAGGGGGGGACAAGGAUAAGGACAAGGACAAGAAGAACGCAAAGGAGGCCCGGUCCACGACUUCGGCCGGCCGCCUGGCGAAUCUCAUGGCAGCCGACGUGCAGGUCAUCUUCAGCUCGCGCGACAUCGUGAUGGCCAGCACCGGCGUGCCCGUGGGCACAAUCAUCGCUGUCGUCGGCCUGUACAGGAUGCUCGGCUGGCCCGCCCUAGUGGGCACGCUGCUCCUCCUCCUGGCCGCACCCGUCUCCGUCAGUAUCUCGCGACUCAUGGGCCGGCUGACGAGGAAGGCGAGGCGUGCGCAGGAUGCCCGCAUCUCGCUCGUUUCCGAGUACCUCGCCUCCAUCCGCGCCGUCAAAUACUUUGCCUGGGAGGACGCCAUCAUCGAGACCAUUGAGGACGCGCGCGCCAGCGAGCAGCGCGACCUCUGGCGCGUGUCUCUCAGCUUUGUCAUGCUCAACCAGAUCAGCGCGCUCAUGCCCUACAUCUCCAUGAUCACAAUGUUCACCCUCUACGUCGGCGUCUGCGGGCAGCCCAUGACGGCCGCCACGGCCUUCACCACGACGUACCUGGUCAAGACGAUCCGCCGCAACGUCGGCCAGGUCGCCUACAUGUCGAGGCAGAUCACCGGCGCCGCCAUCGCCAUCAGCCGUCUCGACAAGUACUUUGCAACCACGACGCCGCUGGACGAGUACCCCGAGGGCCCUCUUCAGAUCCAAGACGCCACGUUCCGUCGGAACAAGACGGCCUCGUUCCAGCUCAAGGACCUCUCCAUCGACUUUGUCUCGGGCGGCCUCAACGUCGUCUCGGGCGUUAGCGGCAGCGGCAAGACGACCCUCCUGCUGGCGAUCCUGGGCGAGACAGUCAAGGAGAGCGGCACCAUCACGCGGCCCAAGGACGUCGCCUUUGCCUCACAGACCUCGUGGCUGCAAAACGAUACCAUUAGGGAGAAUAUUCUCUUCAACAGCCCCCUCGAGCCGGUGCGCUACAACAGCGUUAUCAACGCGUGCUGUCUUCCCGUCGACCUGCGGGAACUGGACAGCGGCGACCAGACUGUCGUGGGCGAGAACGGCGCGUCCCUCUCCGGAGGCCAGAAGGCGCGCGUGGCGUUGGCCAGGGCGCUGUACUCAAAGGCGCCCCUGCUGCUGCUGGACGACAUCUUCUCGGCCCUCGACGCCAAGACGGCGGCCUCGCUCUGGGAGCGGUGUUUCUGCUCCGACCUGCUCAAGGGCCGGACCGUAGUCCUGGUGGCGCAGCAGCCCUGGGUUGCGGCCCAGGCUGACGUCGCCGUGACCCUCGAGGAUGGCGCGGUCAAGCACGUUGAACAGAACAUUGGCGUCGUCCGGCACGCGGUCGCCGUCGCCAAAGACAUUGAAGGCGAGAGUAGUACCGAUGUUUCUGACAACUCGGACACUGAAGUCGAGACGCAGACGGACUCGCUCAACGACACCAGCAAGGUCGCCGUCGAUAAGGGGACGAAAGAUGCCGUGGCUCAAGAGAUGAAGGCCAGCGGGAAGAGCGCCCGGUUGAUGUUCUUCAAGUACAUGACUUACUUUGGCGGCCCGGGGUACGCCGUAUUCUGCAUGUUCCUGAUGCUCCUGUCGCAGCUCUCGGUCCUGGGAGGGACCCUGUGGCUCUCCGUCUGGGUAGAUGCCUACGACAGGGAGGUGGCUGUCGACAUCGCCUUCUACCUCGGCAUCUACGCCGCCGUCACCGUCACCGAGUCGGUCCUCUACGCCAUAGUCUUCCUCGUCUUCGAGAACGGCGCGUGGCACGCCGCUCGCAAGCUGCACAACGACUUCAUCCGCGCCGUCAUGCGCGUCUCCCUCGCCUGGUACAAAAAGACGCCCGUCGGCCGCAUCAUCAACCGCUUCUCGAGCGACAUGUCCUCCCUCGACCUGAGCGUCAGCCAGCAGCUUCGCUCGUUCCUGGAGAGCUCCAUCUCCCUCGUCAUCCGCAUCUUCGCCAUCAGCUCCAUCAUGCCCAUCUUCAUCGUGCCCGCCGCCGUCGCCUCCACCUGCGGCCUUAUCGUCGGCGAGAUCUACACCCGCACCGCCGUCACCAUCAAGCGCCUCGUCGCGUCGUCGCAGUCGCCCAUCUUUUCGCAGUUUGCAGACACCCUGGCGGGUCUGCCCAUCAUCCGCGCGCGGAGCGGCAUGCCCAAUACCUUUGGCGACAACCUGGCCGAUAAGCUCCGCGUCUGGUCCAGGGCGGCCGAGGCGCACUUUAACUGUAAUCGUUGGGUCGCCAUGCGCGUCGAUGUCAUCACGGCCCUGGUCGGCUUGAGCGCGGGUAUCAUUGCCGUGUCCAAGGCCGGCCUCGUGGGCGCCGGACUGGUGGGCUUCUCGCUGCACAAUGCGACUGGCUUGAGUCAGACGAUCCUGGGGCUCGUCCGCAGCAUGAACGAUCUCGAGGUUGAGCUGCAGAGUUUUGUACGUAUCAAGGAGUACGCCGGCCUCGAGAAGGAGGAAAAGGCAGACGAAUCGUACCCGGAAGAGGGCGAUGGCGAGGGCGAGUACACCGACGACCCGGCCCACGUCAUCCCCAAAACGUGGCCGUCGACGGGCGAAAUCGAGUUCCGCAACGUCACCAUCCGCUACGACGAGGACGGCCCCAACAUCCUCACAGACGUCAACCUCAAGUUCAAGGCAGGCGAGAGGGUCGCCAUCGUCGGCCGCACGGGAAGCGGUAAAUCCACGCUGGUCCUCUCGCUCCUCCGCUUCACGCACAUCGUGUCGGGCCAGAUCCUCUACGACGGCAUCGACAUCACAAAGAUCCCGCGCCGCCGCCUCCGCGAGGCGCUGACCAUUAUCCCGCAGGAGGCCGUGCUCUUCAACGGCACGCUGCGGACGAACCUCGACCCGACGGGCAAGAUUGCCGAGCCGGUGCUCGAGAGGGCGCUCGAGUCGUGCCAGGGCAUCGCCUCGUUCCAGUACCAGCAGUCUUCCUCGGACACCGACACGGACGCGGACGACGCAGCCGCUGCCGCGUUGGCGCAGGACUCGUCCACGUUGGCGCUCUCGACGGUGGUCAACGCAAAGGGCGAGAACUUUUCCCACGGGCAGCGCCAGGUCCUCUCGCUGUGCCGCGCGCUCGUCCGGGGCAGCAAGCUGAUGCUGCUGGACGAGGCGACGGCGAGCAUGGACUACGAGACGGACAGGGGGAUCCAGGCCGUGCUGAGGAGGGAGGUUGCACCGGGCGAGGACCGCACGCUGGUCACGAUCGCCCACCGCCUGCGGACGAUUGCGGACUACGACACGGUCGUGGUCAUGGGGGCCGGGCGGGUCGUCGAGGCGGGUCGACCGGCGGAGCUGUACCGGGCGCGAGGCGUGUUUUAUGACAUGGUUCAUCACAGUGGUGAGAGGAAGGAUUUGGAGGUGCUUUUUGGGGAAGGGAAAUGA